AUGAUCGAUGAACCCGAGCUCUGCAAUAUGAAGUCCUGUGAACAAUGUGAACAUCCAAGUACAAAGAACAAAGAAGAAGAUAAGGUUGUGGCUGAUAACUAUAUCAAUCUGGGAGAAAUCCAAGCAGCUACUGCUCCAACAUCCGAGACACCAGCUUCUCAACCUGGAUCUUCUCCUGCAUCUGCUCCACCAUCCGCACCUCCAAAGUCGGCUGCAAGUGGUUCAGCUCCAGGAUCUGCUCCACAACCUUCUAAACCAACUCCACCAGCUCAAGCAUCUGUCUUUCCGGAUGCUCAAGCUGCUGCACCACCACCGCCACCACCAGAAAAUGCGUUGGCGGCUGUUUCAGCAGCUUCUCCACCAAAAGAUGCAGCUCCGGUGGCUAUCAAUCCAGUUCAUGCACCACAACUGAAACUAUUCGAAGAUGUUAACUUUGAUUCUGAUGGGAAAUCCAGUCAAGCUCUAGUUGGCAAGGGAUCGAAAGGAUCAGCUUCUGAUCCUAGAAAAAGAAGAAAUAGUGGAACAAAGGAAGAUGGUGAAGAGUACAAAAAACCAAAGGCGUACUACGUUGCUCGUAUUUGCUACGGAUCAUGUUUCUCCGCCUUCUUCAUUGUAAUCAUUAUCUGGGGACUCGUCACUGCAGUUGCUCUCAACGUCAUGAAAAUGGAUUUAAUCGAAAAUUGGAUUAUGAGCAGUGGAUAA
This is a messenger RNA of Caenorhabditis remanei, 702 nucleotides long. RefSeq lists its product as uncharacterized. Bases 1 to 702 code for a protein of 233 amino acids. The transcript is spliced from 3 exons. NCBI's taxonomy places the organism in Eukaryota, Metazoa, Nematoda, Chromadorea, Rhabditida, Rhabditidae. The record is from RefSeq and is a predicted model, not a curated record.